CGCUGUUGGUGGCGUGGAGAACACUGCCUUCCCGGUUCUGUGAGGAUUUUUCUGCUUGUAACCCUCCAAAACCCUCUUUGCUGUUGUACCUGUUGUCCACGUGUUGGUCGGAAUUGGAGCAGCAGCGAGAGCCUCGUGUUUGGACGUCCGGUCUUGUUUUUAUCGAAAGUUUUUGUCGACUGCAUCUUCCUGCUCCCCGGCGCGGCGUGAGUUUCACGUGGGAGCCCGAGCCGAGCCCUAGCAUCCUGCUCACUGAACCCAGCCAGCUGAGCCCUGAGAGCACACAGCAUCUGAGAGGAUGGCAGCCCUCAUUCUGGAAGAUGGCACCACGUUCAGAGGACGCCUUUUUGGCGCUCAUGUGUCCGUAUCAGGAGAAGUUGUGUUUCAGACAGGCAUGGUGGGCUACACCGAGGCUCUCACGGACCCAUCCUACCGUUGUCAAAUUCUGACCCUCACGUACCCGCUUGUGGGCAACUAUGGUGUCCCACAGGAUGAAGAUGCAGAAUUUGGGCUCAGCAAGUGGUUUGAGUCGUCCAGGAUCCAUGCUGCAGCUCUGAUCAUAGGAGAGCUGUCAGAGAACCCCAGUCACUGGAGCUCAAAAAAGUCACUGGACCAAUGGCUUAAAGAGCAAGGCAUUCCUGGACUAGAAGGCAUUGACACCCGAAGUCUGACCAAGAAGAUCCGAGAGAAGGGCACCAUGCUCGGAAAGCUGGUGGUGGACGGGACACCUGAGGACAGCAUUCCCUUUGACGACCCCAACCUUAGGAACCUGGUCCAGGAGGUCUCCAUGAAGGAGCCCAGAGUGUUCAACCCCAGUGGUAGUCUGCGAAUCACAGUGGUGGACUGUGGCAUCAAGUACAACCAGAUCCGCUGCCUGGCCAAACGAGGGGCCUGUGUUACCGUUGUACCCUGGGACCAUCCACUGGAUAGCACAGAUUUUGAUGGUCUCUUCAUCAGCAAUGGCCCUGGAGAUCCCCGGGUCUGCCAGGCCACCAUAGACAACGUGAGAAAGGUGGUUUCUGUGGAUCAUCCCAAGCCCUUGUUUGGCAUCUGCCUCGGACACCAGCUGCUCUCCUUAGUCAUCGGAGCCAAGACCUACAAGAUGAAGUAUGGUAACCGUGGCCACAACCAGCCAUGCAUCCAUAAGGGAACAGACCGCUGCUUCAUCACCAGUCAGAACCACGGCUUUGCUGUCGACCCGGAGACCCUGCCACCGGGCUGGGAUGUCCUCUUUACCAACGCCAACGACCAGACCAGUGAGGGCAUUGUUCACAACACACAGCCUCUAUUCAGCGUUCAGUUCCACCCGGAGCACAUGGCCGGCCCCACUGACCUGGUCAGCCUGUUCGAUGUCUUCCUCGACACAGUCAGAGAGCACAAACAGGGAAACACAGCCAAAUCUGUGAAGCAGCGUCUGACCGAGCACCUCACCUUCCCUGGAUCCCCAAAACCAGAAGAGUUUGUUCGGCCCAGGAAGGUUCUCAUCCUGGGCUCUGGAGGACUGUCCAUCGGUCAGGCCGGGGAGUUUGACUACUCCGGCUCGCAGGCUAUCAAGGCUCUGAAGGAGGAGAAUAUCCAGACAGUCCUGAUCAACCCCAACAUCGCCACCGUCCAGACCUCCAAAGGCCUGGCUGACAAAGUCUACUUCCUGCCUAUCACCCCGGAGUAUGUCACUCAGGUGAUAAAGAAUGAGCGUCCAGACGGCGUGCUGCUGACCUUUGGCGGCCAGACGGCCCUGAACUGCGGUGUGGAGCUGACCAAGCUGGGCGUCCUGGAGAAGUACAAGGUCCGCGUCCUGGGAACGCCGGUGGCCUCCAUCGAGAUGACAGAGGACAGGAAGAUUUUUGUGGAGAAAAUGGAGGAGAUCAAUGAACACGUGGCUCCCAGCGAGGCAGCGCUGUCUGUAGAGCAGGCGGUGGCUGCAGCAGAACGUCUGGGCUACCCCGUCCUUGUUCGUUCCGCAUUCGCCCUGGGCGGCUUGGGGUCCGGCUUUGCAAACAACCGGGAGGAGCUGACCUCUCUGGUGACAUCAGCUUUCGCCCACACCUCCCAGGUCCUGGUAGACAAAUCCCUGAAGGGCUGGAAGGAGAUUGAGUACGAGGUGGUCCGAGAUGCCUAUGACAACUGUGUCACUGUGUGUAACAUGGAGAAUAUUGAUCCUCUGGGCAUCCAUACUGGGGAGUCCAUCGUCGUGGCGCCCAGUCAGACACUGAAUGACCGUGAGUACCACAUGCUGAGAAACACCGCCAUCAAAGUCAUCAGGCACCUCGGCAUUGUGGGAGAGUGUAAUAUCCAGUACGCUCUCAACCCAGAGUCUGAACAGUACUACAUCAUAGAGGUGAAUGCCCGUCUGUCUCGAAGUUCGGCCCUGGCCAGCAAGGCAACAGGUUACCCUCUCGCCUAUGUCGCGGCUAAACUUGGCCUGGGAAUUCCUCUGCCAGUCCUCAAGAACUCUGUGACUAACUCGACCACGGCGAACUUUGAGCCCAGUCUGGACUACUGUGUGGUGAAGGUGCCUCGCUGGGACCUGAGCAAGUUCCUCAGGGUUUCCACCAAGAUAGGCAGCUCCAUGAAGAGUGUUGGUGAAGUGAUGGCUAUCGGCCGCAGUUUUGAGGAGGCCUUCCAGAAAGCUCUGAGGAUGGUGGAUGAGAGCUGUGUUGGCUUUGAUCACACUAUUAAACCCGUCUCUGACCAGGAGUUGCAAACUCCCACAGACAAGCGUAUUUUUGUGUUGGCGGCGGCGUUCAGAGCUGGCUACACUGUGGACCAGCUGUACGAGCUGACCAAGAUCGACCGCUGGUUCCUGCACAAGAUGAAGAACAUUGCCGACCAUGAGCGCCUGCUGGAGACAUACAACCAGGAUGAGAGCACCAUGCCCCCGGAGGUGAUGCGGAAGGCCAAGCAGCUGGGAUUCUCCGACAAACAGAUAGCACUGGCUGUACAGAGCACGGAGCUGGCAGUGAGGAAGCUGCGCCAUGAUUGGUCCAUCCUGCCGGUGGUGAAGCAGAUUGACACAGUGGCAGCUGAAUGGCCGGCCCACACCAACUACCUGUACCUGACCUAUCACGGCACUGAGAACGACCUGAGUUUUGAUGAGCAGCACGUCAUGGUGAUCGGCUCAGGCGUGUAUCGCAUUGGCAGCAGUGUUGAGUUUGAUUGGUGUGCUGUUGGCUGCAUCAUGGAGCUCAGGAAGAUGGGCUAUAAGACCAUCAUGGUGAACUACAAUCCAGAGACAGUCAGUACAGACUAUGACAUGUGCAACCGCCUCUACUUUGAUGAGAUCUCCUUUGAGGUGGUGAUGGACAUCUAUGAGUUGGAGAACCCUGAGGGUGUGAUCCUAUCUAUGGGAGGCCAGCUGCCCAACAACAUCGCCAUGUCACUGCAUCGCCAGCAGUGCCGCAUCCUGGGAACCUCGCCUGAGUUCAUCGACUCUGCCGAGAACAGGUUCAAAUUUUCCCGCAUGCUGGAUACCAUUGGCAUCAGCCAGCCACGCUGGAAGGAGCUCUCUGACACUGAGUCUGCUAUGAAGUUCUGUGAGACGGUGGGUUAUCCCUGCCUGGUUCGUCCUUCGUACGUUCUCAGUGGAGCGGCCAUGAACGUUGCCUACAGUGACAGCGACCUGGAGAAAUACUUGAGCAGCGCUGUAGCCGUGUCCAAGGAACAUCCUGUCGUCAUUUCCAAGUUCAUACAGGAAGCCAAGGAAAUUGAUGUGGAUGCUGUAGCAUGUGAUGGAGCAGUGAUGGCUAUUGCGGUGUCUGAGCAUGUGGAGAACGCUGGCGUUCACUCUGGUGAUGCUACCCUGGUAACACCACCCCAGGACCUCAACCAGAAGACCAUAGAGAGGAUCAAAAUGAUUGUCCAUGCCAUUGGUCAGGAGCUGCAGGUCACCGGACCCUUUAACCUGCAGCUUAUUGCCAAGGAUGACCAGCUGAAGGUGAUUGAGUGCAAUGUCCGAGUCUCCCGUUCCUUCCCCUUUGUGUCUAAAACACUGGGUGUGGACCUUGUUGCCCUGGCAACACAAGCUAUUAUGGGAGAGGAAAUGGAACCUGUGGGCCUGAUGAAAGGAAAGGGGGUCGUGGGCGUCAAGGUGCCCCAGUUCUCAUUUUCUCGGCUGGCUGGAGCUGAUGUGGUGCUGGGGGUGGAGAUGACCAGCACUGGGGAGGUGGCCUGUUUUGGGGAGAACAGAUAUGAGGCCUACCUCAAAGCCAUGCUCUCUACUGGCUUCAAGAUCCCAAAGAAGAACAUCCUACUCUCCAUUGGCAGCUACAAGAAUAAGAGUGAGCUGCUGCCAACUGUGCAGGCUCUGGAGAGUCUGGGCUAUGAUCUGUACGCCAGCGUGGGCACUGCUGACUUCUACACUGAACAUGGCGUCAAGGUGACGGCAGUAGAUUGGCCGUUUGAGGACGACAGUGUUUGCCCCACCAAAGAAAAGCAGCGCAGCAUCAUGAACUACCUGGAGGAGAACCACUUCGACCUGGUCAUCAACCUCUCCAUGAGGAACAGCGGCGGCCGCAGGCUCUCCUCCUUCGUCACCAAAGGCUACAGGACCAGACGGAUGGCUGUUGACUACUCAGUCCCGCUCAUCAUCGACAUCAAGUGCACCAAGCUCUUCGUUCAGGCUCUCCAUCAGAUUGGUAGGAGUCCACCAGUGAAGACUCACAUUGACAGUAUGACAUCGCAGACACUGGUCCGUCUGCCUGGUCUGAUUGAUGUACAUGUACACCUACGGGAGCCCGGUGCCACCCAUAAGGAGGACUUCUCUUCUGGUACAGCAGCCGCCCUGGCAGGGGGAGUGACCAUGGUGUGUUCCAUGCCCAACACCUCCCCUGCUGUCAUAGACCCAAGCUCCCUGGCCAUGGUCCAGAAGCUGGCGAAGGCAGGCUGUCGUUGUGACUACGCCCUGUAUUUGGGUGCUGCGUCAGACAAUGCCACCAUCCUGCCAACCAUUGCCAGCCAGGCCGCUGGCCUCAAGAUGUACCUGAACGACACGUACUCCACCCUCAAAAUGGACAACGUGUCUCUCUGGAUGGAGCACUUUGAGAAGUGGCCCAAGCAGAUGCCCAUCGUGGCCCACGCUGAGAAGCAGACAGUGGCUGCCAUCCUGAUGGUGGCCCAGCUCUACCAGCGGCCAGUCCACAUCUGCCAUGUGGCCAAGAAGGAGGAGAUCUUAAUCAUUCGGGCUGCCAAGCAGAAGGGCAUCCAGGUCACUUGUGAAGUGGCACCCCACCACCUCUUCCUGUGUGAGGACAAUGUGAUAGAAAUUGGUGGGGGGCGGGCACAGGUGCGACCCAUGCUGGGAACCCAGGAAGACAUGGAGGCACUCUGGGAAAACCUGGACAUCAUCGACUGCUUCGCCACAGACCACGCCCCCCAUUCUGUAGAGGAGAAGAGUGGUGACAACCCUCCUCCAGGCUACCCCGGCCUGGAGACCAUGUUGCCACUGCUGCUGACCGCAGUCAGUGACGGGCGCCUGACUUUGGAUGACAUCAUCAGGCGUCUUUAUGACAACCCACGUAGGAUCUUCAACCUGCCCACCCAAGACAACACUUAUGUGGAGGUGGACCUGGAGCAGGAGUGGGUUAUUCCUCAGGCCAUGCAGUUCACUAAGUCCAAGUGGACGCCCUUCCAGGGUAUGAAGGUGAAGGGCAAAGUCCGCCGUGUGGUUCUGCGAGGAGAAGUGGCCUACAUCGAUGGCCAGGUUUUGGUACCUCCAGGUUAUGGAGAGGAUGUGAAGUCUUGGCCCAGCGCCACUAUCGCCCCCCCUGAACCUACUAAAGACAUCCCAGUGACCCCAGAAUGCCCCCGUCCAACCCCUCCCCGUGAGGGACUGGUCCGAACCCGAGCCCCCAGCCCUCGCCGUUCGGUAGGGGAGGGCCGUUACAUGCUGCCGCCCCGCAUUCACCGCUCCUCUGACCCUGGACUGCCUCCAGCUGAAGAAACAAAGGAGAGAGCUUUGAGGAGAGCAAUCGAUGAAGAGUUCAUGGUCCCUCCAGUCGUGGGGAGUGGUGAUGGUUACAGCCACCCUCCUCCCCUGUCCAGGCUGCUGUCCCCCCAAGCCAUACCAGGACAGUCAUCUGUCGGCCAGGUGUCCCACUUCCAGACGUCACCCCUACUGCACCCGCUGGUGGGCCAGCACAUUCUGUCUGUCAGGCAAUUCAGCAAGGAGCAGAUGUCCCAUCUUUUCAACGUUGCUCACACUCUACGUUUGCUGGUCCAGAAGGAAAGAAGCCUAGACAUAUUAAAGGGGAAAGUAAUGGCGUCCAUGUUCUAUGAAGUCAGUACUCGUACCAGCAGCUCCUUUGCAGCGGCCAUGCAGCGGCUGGGCGGCUCAGUGGUCCACUUCAGUGAGUCCACCUCCUCCACUCAGAAAGGAGAAUCACUGGCAGACUCUGUCCAGACCAUGAGCUGCUAUGCCGAUGUCCUUGUACUCAGACAUCCCACACCUGGGGCUGUAGAGAAUGCAUCGCGUCAUUGCCGUAAGCCGGUGAUCAAUGCUGGAGACGGAGUAGGGGAGCACCCAACCCAGGCCCUGCUGGAUGUCUUCACCAUCAGAGAGGAGCUGGGGACAGUCAACGGCAUGACGAUAACUAUGGUUGGUGAUCUGAAACAUGGCCGUACAGUCCACUCCCUGGCCAAGCUGCUGACUCAGUAUCGCAUCACUCUGCGCUAUGUGGCCCCCAGGAACCUUCACAUGCCAGCUGAGAUUAUCGACUACGUUGCCUCCAAGGGCAUCAAGCAGGAGGAGUUUGAGAGUAUCGAGGAAGCCCUGCCUGAGACUGAUGUCCUCUACAUGACCAGGAUUCAGAAGGAGAGGUUUGCGUCUGAGGAGGAGUACAAGGCUUGCUUCGGCCAGUUCAUCCUCACCCCUCAUAUCAUGACCUCAGCCAAAAGGAAGAUGGUGGUCAUGCAUCCACUGCCAAGAGUCAAUGAAAUCAGUAUGGAGGUGGACACAGACCCACGAGCAGCUUACUUCCGCCAGGCAGAGAACGGCAUGUACAUUCGAAUGGCUCUGCUGGCCACUGUACUGGGCAGAUAGAGCUGCAGCUCCUCCACGAGGUUAACCGUUGGUUUUCUACAGUGUCUGCGGGUCCUCUUAAGUUUGAAAAUGUCUUGGAUAAUGGCAUUGGUUAAUAGUUUUUUUCUUCUUCUAAAUUGAGUCUUAAAAAUCUUAAACUGUCGUGGUAUUGUGUAGUGUGACAUAUAGGUCCAGGUCUGUAGAUGCUUUUUCUUUUCAAGCUUAUUUCAGUGUCAAAAUUAAUGUUACAUUGCUUUAAAACUGUUAUUAAAAUGUCUUAAAACUUGUAGACAUGCUACAAGAACGGACCAGACAAUUCACAUUCCUACAUCCUAUUUUUUCAUUUUAUCUAAUUGAGCCACUGUGUUGGGGAUCAAGAACCUUGGAUCAGCACUCCUACUUGAGGAGCUUGGCAAGGCACUUUGUCAGGAGAAAGGUGGAGACACUGACGUCACCGUAACACACCAGUGGUAUGAUGUGUUUGUAGUGAUCAUUUAAAACAUCGAACAGUAUGUAAAUCUGUUGGUACCUGUGCACAAGCAGUCACUGCAGCCACCUGGAUUUGCUGCAAAGCCAGCGUCCCCUCUUCCACCAAGCUCUCAGAAAGCUCCUGUACCUUUUUAAAGGGACAAAUAGUUUGUUUGAAAGGGAGAAAACAGAAAUCGUCUAACACACCCGUCAUGUAAACGGCUACUAUUUUUGUUUGUUCACUCUGCAAGCAACCUAGUUGAUGAAUUGUUCUAUACUGACCGAUUGUGGAUGGUCACAGGAGGCUCUGUUUGCAUGUAUGUAGUGGACUGGUGCAGCUACAAAAUCAUUGCUGUUCAUAACUUUACAUUGUUUUAUUGUUAAAUAGGGGACAAGGGAACAAGGAGGUGCAGAAAUCUGAUUGGCUGACAAUCUGACUAUAAAAGUUGAGGUAGCUCAGGUAUGCAGGUAAUAAAUGGAUUUCUGGUGACUUGUUGAUGGUGCUGCUCCCAGUGUGAACAUAAGAUAAUAUAUGGCUUAUGGUCACAUCACUUUGGUGGAACAAGAGAAGUUCGGUGCAUACAAUAUAUGCAAGAUAAGAGUGUCUCUUAUCAAAUGUGCAUGAAGGGAAUGUUUGAAAAAGAUUGUAAAUUGUCACCCACGAUGAAAGACAGAAUGUAGCUGCUUACCUGCGGUCUCAUGUGGAAUCAAAUUGCUUUGCAGAAUUACUCAAAAAUUGCCUUGUCGUUUGAAGCAGAUUUGUGCAAUGUGUCCUCUAAUGUGCCCUCUUUAACAUUUCAAAGCCAUGUACGUUAACAUUUUAAGAAUUCCUCUGUUGCCUUGUCAUUCCAUUAAAUGUGUCACUGUUUCACUUGAUAUUCUCUAUAGGUUUUCUGUUUUGUAAGAAUAAAUUGCACUAACUCAGCUUGUGGUUUCAUAUACUAUAGCCGUUUCUAAACAAACUUUUUAUCCAAGAGGGAAUUGAUGUGAGUAAAGUGGUAUUGGAUGACUAUUUUGUGGACAAAUAAAUAAAAAACCCAACCCUUUCUCA
This is a messenger RNA of Myripristis murdjan (pinecone soldierfish), 8534 nucleotides long. It is a transcript of the gene cad, whose product is annotated as carbamoyl-phosphate synthetase 2, aspartate transcarbamylase, and dihydroorotase. The record is from RefSeq and is a predicted model, not a curated record. The transcript is spliced from 45 exons. Gene Ontology annotation, cellular component: cytoplasm; carbamoyl-phosphate synthase complex. NCBI's taxonomy places the organism in Eukaryota, Metazoa, Chordata, Actinopteri, Holocentriformes, Holocentridae. Gene Ontology annotation, biological process: L-arginine biosynthetic process; 'de novo' pyrimidine nucleobase biosynthetic process; L-glutamine metabolic process. Gene Ontology annotation, molecular function: ATP binding; amino acid binding; carbamoyl-phosphate synthase (glutamine-hydrolyzing) activity. The coding region runs from base 299 to 7036 and encodes 2245 amino acids.